Molecule: messenger RNA, 943 nt
Organism: Caenorhabditis elegans
Lineage: Eukaryota; Metazoa; Nematoda; Chromadorea; Rhabditida; Rhabditidae
Source: the annotation of a RefSeq genome assembly
AUGGUCGAUAUUGGUUCAAAGACACAUCAGAGAAAUGUGGUAUCGCCAACUUUUCUCAAUAUGCCUCUGGAUGUCUCUCAACUAGUUUUGGAAAAGAUGCAGCCCGAUGAUCUACUAAGAGCGAGUAGAGUGUGUCGCAAUUUGAGAACUGCCGUUGAUACGUUUGGAACGAUUCGUGUCAAAUAUGUAGAAUUCCGGCUAAAUAAUCAUGAUAUCUGUAUGGAUCUGGACGGAAUUAAAAUCAACUAUACUGAUUCAGCAAAAGAUAGUUCAAAUGUCAAUUACAAUGAAGAGAAAAAUGAAACUGAUGAAGAAAACUUCGUGGAAAGUGCGGUCAAUGAUUUGAAAAUAGUAUCGAAGCAUGCACAGUAUGUUAGAAUUAUGGACUAUACGAACAAUAUACGCGACACUGUUACAACUUUCGUUGAGUUUUUAAAAUUAGAAAAAUGUAUUCACGUGAAGAUGAUACAACUUUUUGGCUUCUUAUUUGAUGAUGUCCUAGCGAUUCUUCCAUGUUUUGAUGUUAAAGAGCUCAAAGCAAUUGUCAUUAAUUAAAUCAAUUGACCAAUUCGAACGAAUAUCCCGUUUGGAGCAAUGGAGAAAUGCAGAAGUGUUUAGAUGUGGUUAUGCUACUAAUAUUUCCAGUACAAUGAUUACUCAUUUCUUUCAUUUCAAAUUCUUCGAUAUUGACAUGGACGAAUUUUCAUCACAGGCCGCGAUACAAAUGAGAGAUGAUCUUUUGAGAAGAAGUACAUUCCAAAGUUGCGAGAUAAAAAUUAAGAAAUCAGAGAGAAAUCCGAUUGAACUAGCAAAAGUAUUUAAACCGGACUAUGCCCGCGGCAAUGAGUUUAACAUUGAAUAUUCAAAUGGUAACAACAAAUUCGAUAUUUCCCUUAAAGAUUUAUCAAGAAUCUAUUCCAAAUUUAUUGUGAAAAGAUUGUGA